Molecule: messenger RNA, 2964 nt
Organism: Pieris macdunnoughi
Lineage: Eukaryota; Metazoa; Arthropoda; Insecta; Lepidoptera; Pieridae
Source: the annotation of a GenBank genome assembly
AUGUCAGGGUUAAAACUUCCGCCUGCACAGAGUAUCAUAACAAAAAGCAGCAAAAAGUUGGUGGUGCUGUGGCUGGUGGCAGUGGCUGCGGAAGACACGCCAGAGGUUUCUAAAGAUGAACAGGAUCUCGUAGCUGAAGCUUCCCAAAAAAGCCCCCAAGCGCAAAAUAGAGAAGGACUUUCAAACUCCUAUGGUGAACCUCUACCUCCCGAUGCAUAUGGACCUCCGAGGGAUAUUAAUAGCAACUCGCCUCUACCAGCCCCGGUCUAUGGAGUACCGGAAACGAUAUUCUUAGACCCACCCCCGGGUGCAUACGGCCCUCCAGCCCCGGUGGUAUUUCCCAACCAAAACUACGAAGGUCCGCCGCCACCGAUCAAACCAAAACCCAUUUAUGGCCCACCAAAAUUCCAUCCACCAAAGAUCAGCUAUGGACCACCGAAACCAGUUUACGGCCCUCCAAAGAAGAGUUAUGGUCCCCCGAAAUAUAGCCUCCCAAAGAUAAACUAUGGGACACCAUUUAAACCACCAAAAAUCUCUUACCCCAAACCAGUGUAUGGCGCCCCUAAGCCUAUUUAUGGUCCUCCUAAACCCGUGUACGGUCCCCCGAAAGUUACAUACGGAACCCCACUCGAUGUCCAAAACGUACAAUUUCCUUUGCCCCAAAACUUUGGUACUAUUGGUAUUGGCGCAAACGUUGGUUCAACGUUCAGUACAGUUGAGACCAGUAUUGGGACAAACUUUGGUUCAGUCGACCUACCGGCGCCGAUAUAUGGAACUCCCUUCCCUAAUCUCCCCGUAAACUUGAAACCCAACUUCCCCGUACCUUCAGAUUCCUACGGCCCUCCCGGUCUACCUUUAGGAUCGAUCGGACAGAACGACCAACUCGUGGUACAGGACUUUGGAAGCAUCGGUCAUUAUGGCCCUCCACAACCGGAUCCCAAUCCUAGACCUCCACAUCCGGGUGUUCCAGCGCCGCCAACACCCCCUCAUGUCUUGUAUGAUGGAUGGAGACCAAUCCCUGGAGUAUCAAAGCCAUUAAUUGAAAACUUAGAUCAUUCCGUAAAUAUCCAAAGUCAUAUCGAACUAGACCAGUAUGGACCUCCGCCACCACCCCCACCAGUUAUUCAGUCUUUAGAAGUUCAGUCCCUCCCUAGUAUCCAAUCAGUGCCGCAAUUCUCUGGAGCUCAGAUAUCAUCAGGGUACUCUACCGUGCAUCAAGACGCCCUAUCAAAUAUUGACUUAAACGCAAUAGUGGGAGGGGAUUCAAAUCACAUUGACCAAUCUAAAACCGUAUUUGAAGCUCAUUACAUCGAGAAAAAUCCACAAGAUAUCACUUUUAUUCAAAAUCUACAGAACCUUAAACCAAUAGACGCUUACGGCCCACCAGAACCGCAAUCUUUCCCCGUGUCCAUACGUCAGCAAGGAGCUAAAGGCUUAAUUCCACCAUCUGGUGUAUAUGGUGUACCACCAGGUAGCCAAUAUGGAGUCCCACCGCGUCCACCACCCUCUAAUCUACCAAUUCCAUACGGUUCAGUCUCUGGUGGCGGUCAUUCAUUACACACAGGAGGAAAUGGCCCCAGACAUCCCAUUAAAUUUAGAGAGUCGGUACCAGAAGGUCUGAUUCAGCAAAUAGGACAAAUAUCGCAACAUAAAGAUCAUCACAGCAUCGAUCAUUUAAAGGUGGGACCGGCGUACUUACCUCCACCAGUAAGAGAAGUCAAAGAUAUUAAUCAGCAGACUGGGAAUUUCGGAGUCAAUAAUCUAGCUUUAUCAAUAGAGCCGACGAACCUCUACAGCCUUCCUCAUGCUGGUAACCCUGUGAACUUCCAAGUACAGCCGAGCAACUUAUAUGGAUCCCCCAUAGAUUCAUAUUCCGUACCACUACAUACUGUAGGUGAUCAUACAGCCUCUGGUUCCAGUACAAAUUCUGUAACAGCAAGUCUUGAUGGUACUAUACUAGCAAACUUGAGCAAUUUAGAAGCAGCCGCGAUUUUGAAGCACUGUCCAUAUCAUGAAGCCAUAUUAAAAGCUGCUCAAUCAGGGGAAAAGAUUCCAGCUGACUUAGCGUCGAAAUACGUAGCUAGCUUAAGCUCGCUUGGUGCUUCAUUAUUAAAAAAUAAACAAGUGCUUCUAUCGCCACAAAACGCAUUUAACACUCCGGCGCCUGGUGCUGAAUCAGUUUCCUACAACAGUAAAGACUUGUCCACAGCAUCCCAUUCACUCGUGCAAACAAUUUUACCCAGUAACCACAUAGACAGUGAAAAAACUGUAAGAUCGACAAUUCAAAAGGGAAAGUCUUUAGACGAGAAACAACUCUUUAAACAAAACUCCAUACAAUCAGUUUCUGAUCAAAUCUAUCAAACGUCUGAGAAAAUUAAGAACUUAAGUGAAGAAACAAAGCAAUUACAACAGAAAAUAGUUACAUCAAGCCAGAGUUUGAACCACGACACAUUUAAUAUACCCAUUGAUAGCAACUCUCCAUCAUUCUCAGUACAAAUCCAGUCGUCACAGGGAAAAGGCAAACCAACAAUUCCUCACGAGCAGUUACUUUCCGAAGGUCUUCUUCAGAGUAUCCUUCAAGCAAUAGAACAACCGCAAAGACCAAAUCAGCAAGUCAAUCAGAAACAAUUUCAAAUCCAGAAUUACCAACCGAAUAUCAACCAAGACGGUUUAGUUCUUCCCGCCGGAUACGAACCGAUAGACCGAACAAAAAAUCAGGAUCUUGAUACACAAAGCUCGAAUAAAGUACAAACUAAAAGUGAUCACACAGAGUGCGAUUUACGAACAGAUAACUCCAUCCGUCAUGAAAUAGUCGUACCACCACCACCGGGCGUUAGUUUGGAUAAGGUGGACGAUGUCGAUAAUGAUGUAGCAAUAUAUUUUGAUCAGAAGGACAGAGAGACAGUGACGGAAAUAUCAGUAGCAACGAGUAUAAGUGAAGAUAAAAACCAGAAAAAGUCAUGA